AUGAAAAAUAAAUAUGGAUAGGCUCAACUUAUCAACAAGUAAAUUAUGAGGGUGGUUGGAAAUGGUGCUCUAAAUACAUCAGCCACAAAAACAAAAAAAAAAGAAUUCUAAUUUCAGCAAAUAGAUCAGUUAUAGCAAAAAAAAAAUUUGAUGACAUAGCCAAAUUUAUAGAAGAAGAAAGAUAUUGCAGCUAAGAAAAUAUUUAGAUUUUUGUAUAAAAUUUAUAAAUAGUAUUAUUUCAAUAAUCAUUUAUUUUUAGAAAAGAGAAAUAACAUAGAUAUCGAAAAUUUGUGAUUGAAGAGUUCAUAAAUACAGAAAGAAAUUAUGUAAAUGAUUUGAAAAUACUAAUUGUUAUCUAAAGUUAAGUUAAGCAAUGGUUAAAUAAACAAUAAAUUGAAAUAAUCUUUAAUAAUGUCCAAUAAUUGUACGAAUUAAAUAGCCCUUUUCUACAAGAUUUAGAAGGAUUUCUUCCAUAUAAAAGAUUCAAAUUAUUAGGACCGAAAAUCAAAGGAUUAGCUCCUUUUUUUAAAGUUUAUUUUACAUAUUAUGAAGGAUUCAAUAAAUCUAUGGCAACCCUUAAAUAAUGCACAAAUGAUAAAGAGGAUUUCAGAAAAUUCCUUAAAAAUAUGCCAUCAAUCAAAGACUAUAAUAAUUAGGACAUUGAGAGUUAUUUAAUUAAACCUGUUUAAAGAAUACCCAAGUAUAAUUUACUAUUAGAAGAUAUCAUAAAACAUACUGAAAAAACUCAUCCAGAUUAUAAAAAUUUAUGUGAAUGCUUAGAGUUAUUUAAAAAAAUUAAUGAUGACAAUAAUAAAAAUAUGGAUUAAUUUUUAUCAAGUAAGUUAUUUGACAUGGAAAAAUGGUUUGGAAAUAAACUGAAUUAGAAGUUAGUAGAUUCUAAAAGAAAAUACAUUACUGAACUUUUAACAUCUAUUUUAGAUUAAAAUAAUAAAGUUAUAAAUGUCACAGCUUUUGUUCUUAGUGAUUUAAUCAUUAUUGGUGAAAGAUAGGAUAAUCAAUAUCAGUAUAUCUAGAGUGUAUUUUUAGAUGAACGAAGUGGAUGCUUAGAUGUUGAGAAUUAAUAACAUCUUUAAAAUAUAUACAUUUUAUAAGGAAUGAAAGGAUAAUCAAUUACAUUUAUUGAACAGACCCCAAAUAAUAAAAUUGAAAAAAUGGCUAAAUUAUAAUUACUUUGAUUUUUAUUUAUAAUUAUUUUUUAUUCAAAAAUAACAAUAAAGAUUUUUAUUGAUUUUUGGAUAUUGUGAAUAAAAAACUGAUUCAUUAAUACAAAAAAUAAUCCAAGAAUGCAAAGAGAAAUCUAAAUAUACAUUUUAAAGAUUAGCAUCUCGUCAAGGGUCUGAAUAAAAAAUUUAAUUUAAUAAAAUUAAAGUAACAGCUUUAGGUAUUGAUGAAAGACAUGAGAAUUUAAGCAGUUAUAAAGUAUAUAUAAUUGAAGUUGGAAUUGAUGAGGUUUUUUAAAAACUAUUUUUAAGAUUUAGUUAAUGCAUUAAGAUCUAGGAUUAUAUUAAAAAAAAAUACCCAACUAACUAAAUACAUCUCUUAAAAUAAAGUACUACUUUAAGUCUAUUGAAUGAUUAAAAAGAAAUUGAAUCAAGAAUGAUAGCAAUUCCUCUCUUUGUUUAAUCAGUUCUAAUGUCUGAUAUAACAAGAUAGGAUUCAUAAAUUUUGAAAGAUCUAGGUUUACCUGAGAAUUUUUUUGAUUUGCCUUUUGAGGCUGAUAAGUUUAGAAAUCAAAGAAAUGGCACUCAAAAAGGACCUGAUAGAUUCAGUUAUGUUUCUCCAACUCGAACCCUAAUUAAAACAGUUGACUAUGGGAAUGAUUAACAUUCUCUACAGAAUAAUUAAUGUAAUCGAAGAUUAUUAAGUGCAUCUUCUAUGAUAAGUAGAAAUAUAACAUUAGUGGAAGAACAAAAAAAGAAAAAAGAGAAGGAUGCAAUUUAAAUCAUAGUAAAUCAUUCUAUACCUAAAGAAAAACCAUGGGAGUUCAAUAUUCAAAAUAAUACUAAAGUGUUACAUGUAUUAGAUUAGAUUUAAAAGAUAAUGCAAUUACAAUAAAUAUAUGACUUUAAAUUAUAUAUAUUUGACAAUAAAUCUAGAGUGAAAAUAUUGCAAAAUGAUGAAAAUAUAUGUGAUUUGUUUGUAGAUAGUUUUAUUUUUGCUAAAAAAAAAAAAGAAUUAUGGUUCAAAAAAAUCUUAUAUUAGGAUAUAGAAUAUGAGAAAUCCUUGUUAUAUGCUGAUAGCGUUAGAAUGAAACUUUUAUAUUAUUAAUUAGUUAAGGAUAUCUAAAUUUCUACAUUAACCUUUCCAACUUAAAAUUACUAUAUUAAAUUAGCAGCCAUUCAUUUGUAUUUAUAAAACUGCAAUCUCUCAUUUGAUGUAAUACAAUAAAUCAUCCCAGCUUCUAUUUUAUAGCUUAGAUAAAGAGAGUAUUGGAAUUGUGUUGUGACCCAAGAAUUUAAGGAAUUUAAGGCGAGUAUUGAAAAUACAUAAUCUGCAUUUAUUCAAAAUAAUUAAACUGAAGAAAUGGCUCAAGUUAAAUAAAAAGGCAUCUUUUCAUCUAUGAUUCAAUCUAACCAAACCAAAUUCUCCUAAGUUGUUAACAUUAAUGUUGAUUCAACAAAAGCAAUGAAUCAUUUUAUUUCAGAAUGUUUGAAAAAUGAAUUCUGCAUUUAAUAGUUAUUUCAAAUUGUUUGCAAAGAAGCUUUGUCAUAAUUUGGAGAAUAGAAUUUAGUUCUUGGUAUUGGUUAUCUAGGCAUUCGACUCUAUAGCAGUUCUAAGGAUAGAAUUUGGGAGAAAAUCGAUAAACCCUAAUCUUUUAAUGUUUAUCCAGGAUCUAUUGAAAUUGGAUUUUAAGGAAGAAAGCUUAAGUUUGAAACCAAUUAAGGAUUUCAAAUCUAAUCUUUGUUUGAUGAAUAUUAAGCAAUCAAAGCUUAGAGUUAAGAAUGA
Paramecium pentaurelia is the source of this 2967-nucleotide messenger RNA. The record is from the annotation of a GenBank genome assembly. Lineage: Eukaryota; Ciliophora; Oligohymenophorea; Peniculida; Parameciidae.